CUUCUCCGGUUCUUCCACUUCUAACUCCAAUCGGCGCUGAGCCGGCAGCCUCUUCUCUCUUUCUCCACAAAUGGAGCAUUCUGUUUGUCAUCGUCGUCUUCUCAACUCUCCGUCUUCACCAUCACUGAUCGUCUCUCGUCUCCACCCUACAAAGCUUACUUUCCUGCAUCCAACAAUUACACAGCGUAAAGUACAACUCAUGGCUGCACAACCCCACAGUCUCUCUGCUACUCAAGUGGGACCUCUUCGUGCCUUCGAUAAUGGCUCCCCGGCAGUGACUUCCGAAACCCAGACCGGUCGAAUUGGAGAGGUGAAGAGAGUGACGAAAGAGACUAAUGUAUUUGUGAAGAUAAACUUGGAUGGAACGGGUGUGGCUGAGAACUCUACGGGCAUUCCAUUUCUUGAUCAUAUGUUGGAUCAACUUGCAUCCCAUGGGUUGUUCGAUGUGCAUGUGAAGGCUACAGGGGACGUUCACAUUGAUGAUCAUCACACAAAUGAAGAUGUUGGCCUUGCCAUUGGAACAGCGUUGUUGCAAGCACUUGGCGAUAGAAAGGGAAUCAAUCGGUUUGGUGACUUCUCAGCUCCCCUGGAUGAAUCGCUGAUUCAUGUUGCAUUGGAUUUAUCUGGAAGGCCGCAUUUAGGUUUUGAUUUACAAAUACCGACUCAGAGAGUGGGAACGUAUGACACUCAGCUGGUGGAACACUUCUUCCAGUCGAUGGUCAACACUUCUGGAAUGACGCUUCAUAUACGACAGCUUGCCGGAAAAAAUUCUCAUCACAUUAUCGAGGCAACCUUCAAGGCGUUUGCACGAGCCCUUAGACAAGCAACUGAGUAUGACUUGCGUCGUGGUGGAAGUAUACCAAGCUCAAAGGGGGUUCUUUCACGUGCCUGAAGUAUCGAAAUUUGACAAAAUGAGGGUGUUACAGUCGGAGGUUUAACUUUUGUUCCGCAAACAGACUAUGAUUCUCUUGCUGAUGUAUGAACACACUUCAUUUCUAUGAUUUCAACAUUUUUUUUUAUCAGAACUUGUGAGCACUGUAGAAGUUGUAAGGAUUAACAUUGUAUAAAAGUUACCAAAAGUGUUUUCUAGUUUUUCUCAAUAAAGCAAUAUGUACUUUGAAUAA
Messenger RNA from Ipomoea nil (Japanese morning glory), 1124 nucleotides. Its product is annotated as imidazoleglycerol-phosphate dehydratase. Gene Ontology annotation, molecular function: imidazoleglycerol-phosphate dehydratase activity. The transcript is spliced from 9 exons. The coding region runs from base 71 to 892 and encodes 273 amino acids. Lineage: Eukaryota; Viridiplantae; Streptophyta; Magnoliopsida; Solanales; Convolvulaceae. The record is from RefSeq and is a predicted model, not a curated record. Gene Ontology annotation, biological process: L-histidine biosynthetic process.